GAGCCCUCUACAGGGACGUCAUGCAGGAGACCUAUGAGAUGGUGACCUCGCUGGGAUUUCCCCUUGCCAAACCUGAGCUUAUCGCCCGCCUGGAGCAAGGGGAAGAGCCGUGGGUGCCCGAUCUCCAGACCUGCGAGGAAAGAAGGCUUCCAAGAUGCCUCCAUACAGAAGGUGCUGAGCGAGGGAAUGAGAAUGGGGAGGAGAAUCAUCAUCAGGAAGUUCCUGGAGAAGUGCAACCCCAGGCGACCUUUGCGGGAGGAGCUGAAGGGAAAUGUUUCAGUCCAAAGUCAGCACGAAAGUCACUUAAGAAAAGCCACACAGGAGAGAGACUCAACAAGUGCUUGGACUGUGGGAAAAGAUUCAAACAGAGGUCAAACCUUGUUCAACAUCAGGCAAUUCACACAGGAGAGAGACUCCACAAGUGCUUGGACUGUGGGAAAAGUUUCAUGCAAAGGUCACACCUUGUUCAACAUCAGUCAGUCCACACAGGAGAGAGACCCCACAAGUGCUUGGACUGUGGGAAAAGUUUCAAACACAGGUCACACCUUGUUCAACAUCAGAAAAUCCACACAGGAGAGAGACUCCACAAGUGCGUGGACUGUGGGAAAAGUUUCAAACACAGGUCACACCUUGUUCAACAUCAGUCAGUCCACACAGGAGAGAGACCCCACAAGUGCUUGGACUGUGGGAAAAGUUUCAAGGAAAGGUCCUACCUUGGUAAACAUCAGGCAAUCCACACAGGAGAGAGACCCCACAAGUGCUUGGACUGUGGGAAAAGUUUCAUACAAAGGUCAGACCUUGUUUGUCAUCAGUCAGUCCACACAGGAGAGAGACCCCACAAGUGCUUGGACUGUGGGAAAAGUUUCAUACGAAGGUCACACCUUGUUUGUCAUCAGACAGUCCACACAGGAGAGAGACCCCACAAGUGCGUGGACUGUGAGAAAAGUUUCAUAAGAAGGUCACACCUUGUUCGACAUCAGGCAAUCCACACAGGAGAGAGACCCCACAAGUGCUUGGACUGUGGGAAAAGAUUCAUACAAAGGUCAGACCUUGUUUGUCAUCAGGCAGUCCACACAGGAGAGAGACCCCACAAGUGCUUGGACUGUGGGGAAAGUUUCAUACGAAGGUCAGUCCUUGUUACACAUAAAGUAGUCCACACAGGAGAGAGACUCCACAAGUGCUUGGACUGUGGGAAAAGUUUCAGACGGAGAUCAGCCCUGGUUAAACACCAGAAAAUCCACACAGGAGAGAGACUCCACAAGUGCGUGGACUGUGGGAAAAGUUUCAAACACGGGUCACACCUUGUUCAACAUCAGUCAGUCCACACAGGAGAGAGACCCCACAAGUGCUUGGAUUGUGGGAAAAGUUUCAUACAGAGGUCAGAGCUUGUUAGACAUAAAGUAGUCCACACAGGAGAGAGACCCCACAAGUGCUUCGACUGUGGGGAAAGUUUCAUAAGAAGGUCACACCUUGUUUGUCAUCAGUCAGUCCACACGGGAGAGAGACCCCACAAGUGCUUGGACUGUGGGAAAAGUUUCAAACACAGGUCACAGCUUGUUUGUCAUCAGUCCGUCCACACAGGAGAGAGACCCCACAAGUGCGUGGACUGAGAGAAAAGUUUCAUAAGAAGGUCACACCUUGUUUGUCAUCAGUCAGUCCACACAGGAGAGAGACCCCACAAGUGCUUGGACUGUGGGAAAAGUUUCACAUGGAGAUCAGACCUCAUUCAACAUGGGAGAAUCCACACAGGAUGUAAAGUUCUGUGACACAUGGCAUGAGCCCCAGAGGGACAGACGGUUCCACGGGCAGUCCUCCUUCGAUACCCCAUUAGAGAUUUCAAAAGGUCUCUUACCUCUUGAUUGGCGCCUUGGGGUUCGAAGGGGAACAGUCCGCAGUAGCUGCCGCUGGCUGAGCUGGGCGUUACCAUCCGAGUCACGGCAUCAAUAAUUGUGGAAGAAAACAGAGUUUUUACUUUUAGGUUGAUUGUAACAAAUCAGAGACAGUUUAUUCUUAAGCAAUUGCAAGAGGGGAACUGCACACCCAGGCAGGGAAUCUCUCUUACUCCAGGUAGGGCUCCAAAGAUAAACAGUUGGAGCAAGACUUUCUACCUUUUUUUUUAAUCGACAAUAAUGAUUAUAGCUGAACAACCUUGCCACUUGCUGAAUCCAGAAAACAGGAUCUACAUAAAGGUCCAUCAGCGAAAGACCGCCCUGGCUCCAUGCUGGAAAGGCCCUUGUCAAGUCCUGCUGACUACCAACACCGCUGUAAAAUGCCAAGAACUGACUGCCUGGACCCGUGCUUCUCACUGCAAAAAGGCCUCUCCACCUCAAGAGGACUUUACGACUGAUGAUCAGCCUGUUUCUCCUUCUGGUGCUGCUGUUUCUUUUGGGCAGCAGAAAAAAAGGAUAAGUUAAAGUGUUAGUAACCUCUUCCUUGUCCACUGACAGAACUACCAUGCAUUUGAUUUGUGCUAAAAAACCUAAAGCAUUACAGGGUGAUGUGCUAGUAACCUCUCCCCUGCAAAAUGCUAAACCACCACUGUGCCAAGAAGUAGGAACACUUACUCUACUGAAACCACCAAAGCCCAGGGAUUUCUGACCACAAAGAACAUUAAAAACUGGCACUGGUGGGGGAAAAAAAAUAUUGUAUACUAGCAAGAAGGAAAUUAUGGGGACGAGUCUUGGUUAGUUAGGAUUAUAGGGGAAAGUGUCAGAGUGGCCACCAGUGAGAGUUGCUGGCCACACUCUGAGGCCACCAAAUUUGGUCAUGAGAUCCCCUGGGCCAGAUGCUCAUGAUGGGCCCUUCUGAUCAUAGCGCCUGGGAGUGGAACAGGAGACAGGUGUGACGACACAUUGCAAAACCCUCACGUUUUGCUACUAGUUGCAGUUUCUGCCGCACAACGUGACCAUCUGGGCUCCUGCUCAGGACUUGCUACCGCCUGGUCCAUAGGGUUGCGAAUCAGGAGGGACAGGGUUUGUGGUCGAAAACACUCACAUUCUGCUUCCUCUUGGCUAAUGUGCCAAAUUGACCUAUUGCAGGGGUCUGGGGGGUUCUGCAUUUUAAUUUAA
This is a messenger RNA of Mauremys mutica (yellowpond turtle), 3068 nucleotides long. Its product is annotated as zinc finger protein 585A-like. Bases 21 to 1610 code for a protein of 529 amino acids. The transcript is spliced from 3 exons. Lineage: Eukaryota; Metazoa; Chordata; Testudines; Geoemydidae. Gene Ontology annotation, biological process: regulation of DNA-templated transcription. The record is from RefSeq and is a predicted model, not a curated record.